AUGCUUAUAGACCAUAGGCGGCCAGGGACCCCGACCCUCAGCAAACGCGACCUCAUAGGUACCGCAGGCCAAGCGUCAUGGAUCUCCAGCGUUAUCAACCUCCUCAAUACCAUCGUGGGCGCCGGUGUCCUCGCCAUGCCUCUUGCCAUGUCACAUAUGGGUAUCUUUCUGGGAACAGUAGUCAUACUGUGGGCAGGAGCUACGGCGGGCUUCGGACUCUACUUACAGACACGAUGCGCCCGAUAUCUGGAACGGGGGUCGUCGAGCUUCUUCGCCCUAUCGCAAAUUACAUAUCCUAAUGCCGCCGUCAUCUUCGAUGCUGCGAUUGCUGUCAAGUGCUUUGGAGUGGGAGUCAGCUAUCUGAUCAUUAUUGGGGAUCUGAUGCCGGGUGUGGUUCGGGGUUUCGCUCGAGAGGAGGACCUAAGUGCCUUUAUGUUCGAUCGCCAUUUCUGGGUCACCGCUUUCAUGUUGGUGGUGAUCCCAUUCUCGUUCCUGCGACGGCUCGACUCCCUGAAGUACACUUCCGUCAUCGCACUGAUAUCGAUCGGCUAUCUGGUUAUCUUGGUGGUGUACCACUUUGCGGCACACGACACUUUGCCCGAUGGGCACUACAAGACACCACUACGGAUCUUCAAGUGGGCUGGCGCAGUCCCGGCUCUCUCGUCCUUCCCAGUCAUCGUAUUCGCCUACACCUGCCACCAAAACAUGUUUAGCAUCCUCAACGAGAUCAAAGACAACUCCCAUUUCCGCACAACAGCCGUGUUGACCGCUUCCAACGGCACAGCGGCUUCAAUCUACAUCCUAGUCGCCAUCACAGGAUACUUGUCCUUCGGCAACGAAAUCGGAGGCAACAUCGUGGCUCAGUAUGCCCCGUCAGUGUCCACCACGAUCGGACAAGCCAUGAUCGUGGUCCUGGUCAUGUUCUCCUAUCCGCUGCAAGUCCACCCUUGCCGAGCCAGUGUCGACGCGGUCCUCAAAUGGAGACCUUCAGCCAAAUUGAGAGCCAAGCUGACCCCAUCGGCCACACCGAGCUCAGUCGAUUCGAGCCCUCCACGCAAUAUCCCCUUACUCCACCCUGCUAGGCAACAGCGGAACACGGAGAUGGGCGAGGCAAGGUUCGCGGCCAUCACCACCGCAAUCAUCAUCCUCAGCUACAUCGUGGCCAUGACCGUGUCCAGCCUCGAAGCCGUGCUGGCCUACGUGGGCUCCACCGGCAGCACAUCCAUAUCCUUUAUCCUGCCCGGGCUGUUUUAUUAUAAGAUCUCGUCGCCGGACUCUCCGCUCCAUCAAAAGCUCAUCAAGGAAGAAGACGACUAUGACUGGGAGGGCAACGACGAUGCAGGAAGCACCAAGUCAGACGACGACAGGGCCACUGCCACUGACGAUCCACAAGAGGGCGAAGGGCAGGGCCUGCUUUCGAACUCGGGCAUCCUGAGCAUAGGCGGGGUGAGCCUGCUGAAGCGGACUAAGAACUUUCGCCGGAAAAUACUCCGGCGGUUGAGUCUCGCGCUGGCAAUAUACGGCAUCGUCGUAAUGAUUGUAUGUCUGAUCACGAACACGUUUUUUAUUGUCGCACAUUGA
Messenger RNA from Cladophialophora yegresii CBS 114405, 1581 nucleotides. RefSeq lists its product as uncharacterized. The record is from RefSeq and is a predicted model, not a curated record. Gene Ontology annotation, biological process: amino acid transmembrane transport. NCBI's taxonomy places the organism in Eukaryota, Fungi, Ascomycota, Eurotiomycetes, Chaetothyriales, Herpotrichiellaceae. The coding region runs from base 1 to 1581 and encodes 526 amino acids. Gene Ontology annotation, cellular component: fungal-type vacuole membrane. Gene Ontology annotation, molecular function: L-histidine transmembrane transporter activity; L-arginine transmembrane transporter activity; L-serine transmembrane transporter activity. The transcript has a single exon.